Messenger RNA from Fonsecaea multimorphosa CBS 102226, 663 nucleotides. RefSeq lists its product as uncharacterized. The transcript is spliced from 2 exons. The record is from RefSeq and is a predicted model, not a curated record. Lineage: Eukaryota; Fungi; Ascomycota; Eurotiomycetes; Chaetothyriales; Herpotrichiellaceae. Bases 1 to 663 code for a protein of 220 amino acids.
AUGGACAAGAUAUGGGAAAAGCUCAACAAAGCUGACCCAUGGCCACGCCAAUUUGGGAAUGUGAUCAAAGACAGGCAGUCCCGCCUCAUUAAGAAGCUGAAAGAGAUCAAGGAGAAGAAUGCCCUGGAUAAGCAAUCGUUCGAGGCAGAGAUUGCGCCACUUCUCAGUUCCGCUCUUGGAGGUUUCGCGAGUGGUCUUCCCAACGAUCCUACUUCUUUCGCUGCCCCAAUUGAAGUUCGAUUUCUGGGAGCGGAGGGGCAAAUAUACUGCGAGGCAAUGGUCGAUCUCAUGAAGCAAUCAGGCGCUCUCAUCUUCGCUUACGACGAGCUCGCCGGCCGGCCGGCCCAUACGUCCCGUCUGCAGGACAUCAGGACAUCCUUUGAGAAGGACACGGGGGUCAGCGCGAGCACGAUCGAGGCCGGCAGAAAGGUCACAGGCAUGGAGAUCGAGAAACUCUUGGCCGAUAGUUUGCACGAAGUUAGGGAUCUGCAUGGCCUCACAGCUGAUGAGGAACAAAAGGGCAAAAUGCUCUUGUCACAUGGAAUGGAUCAGCAAGAGGCCGCUUCGAAACACACGUUAGGAUGGGGAAAUGUUGCCCGUGACACAGAGACGGCGAUUGAGAGACUUUGUUUUGCGGGACAUGUUCAGGCGAGCGAUCUUUGA